GAUUUUGAGUCACGUGAGUUGUAAAGUGUCCUGAACUGCGCUUGGUAUAUCGUUCUACACUAGUGUUACAGACGCAGCGGCCUGUCUUGGCUCUUGAGGGAUCAACAUGAAGACUUUCUUCGCAUUACUGGUGUUGGCAUUUGCCAGCCAAGCCAAUGGCCAAGCAGCAGGCCAGGUUGUCUCUGUCGGAGGGAGUGCUGACAAGGUGUGCACUGACUGCAUCAACUUCUUCACUGAUGUAUCCAAUAUCGUGUCAUCAGCCAACACAACAGCGGAGAUCGAACAACUCCUAGACCAGAUUGUGUGUUCUAAGUUUGGUGGCCUGGAAGAAAUGUGCAAACAACUUAUGGAAAACUAUGUUCCUCAAAUGCUGAAGUAUCUUGCCCAGGAAGAUAACCCCAACCAGAUCUGUGGACUCCUCAGCAUGUGUACUCAAGAGAUUCAGGAGCGUUCGCAUCAUGUAGCAAACAAGGCUGUGUCUGAUGUGGUGGAAUGUGACCUGUGCAAGGAGGUGGUCACUAAGCUGAGAGCCUUGGACAGAGACCAGACAACACAGACUGAGCUGAAACAGUUUGUCGAAGAUAAUAUCUGCCCCUACCUUGGCAGUGCACAAAAACAGUGUGUACAGGAGGUGGAGACAUAUGCUGCCAUCUUGUUCCAGCUGCUGGCCAAUGAGCUGGAUCCCACUGUAGUGUGUGAGUAUCUGAAGCUGUGUACACAAGCCAAAACUGUGCCUUUGACUCGUAUUGGAUUGGCUUCCUACCAAACAAAGGUCAAGGUCAUGGGUGCUCCUAAAAAAGUCAAGGUCAGCGUUGAAUGCACACUCUGUGAAUUUGCGUUGACUGAAGUGGAUCAAAUUCUUGGGAACAACAGGAGUCAGGCUGCAGUGGAGGCGGCGCUGGACAAGAUUUGUAACAUGUUGCCAUCCAGUGUCAGUGAUGAAUGUGUCAACUUUGUCAACUGCGUAUGGGGAUGUCAUCAUCAAACUGCUUUCGUCCAGAACUUGAAGCCAGAUGAAAUCUGCAAAGAAAUUGGCUUGUGCGCUGGGGUAGGAAAACAUCACAUUCAUUAG
Haliotis rubra (blacklip abalone) is the source of this 1072-nucleotide messenger RNA. RefSeq names its product prosaposin-like. The transcript is spliced from 11 exons. Bases 107 to 1072 code for a protein of 321 amino acids. The record is from RefSeq and is a predicted model, not a curated record. Gene Ontology annotation, biological process: sphingolipid metabolic process. NCBI's taxonomy places the organism in Eukaryota, Metazoa, Mollusca, Gastropoda, Lepetellida, Haliotidae. Gene Ontology annotation, cellular component: lysosome.